Symbiodinium natans is the source of this 894-nucleotide messenger RNA. NCBI's taxonomy places the organism in Eukaryota, Dinophyceae, Suessiales, Symbiodiniaceae. The record is from the annotation of a GenBank genome assembly.
AUGACCCUCGAGGCUGAAAGCACAGUCGUGCGCGUGGGCGGGUGGCCAUGGCAAGGAUGCUUCUGCUUCCUGCAGAGAGAGCGCCGUGUGGUGCUGCAAGGCAACAUCCUGUUGCUCUGCCACCUUGCCAAAGGCGAGCACCCGGCGGUGCAGCGACUGCAUUCACUGCGCCACUUGGGCGGCGUCUCCCAAGCUACGCCCUGCAUCGACCCGUGGACAGUGCAGCGUGUUGUGCCCCUGACCCAUACGGAGGUGCUGAGUGAAGGUGACACUUGCAAAGUCGUUCCCCGAGACGGGGACCCGUUACACCUUCACUUUCGCUCGGAGGAGGCAGCCAGCCGCUGGUGCCAGCUGCUGACGAAAGCCCGCGAGGACUGGCUUUUGCAGCAGGAGGUGCUGGAGCAGGCAGCAUCGCCACUGGCCGCCAAGCAGGUCUUUGGCACGCAGGUCCCAUCCGUGGAAGCAUCAACGCCGGUGUCCGCGGAGAUGGCCUCCCCUUCCAAAAAGGAGCCGCCGGGCAAGCGAGGGAGCAGCCGCGAGGAUCUGUCACCAAGGCGCGGUGAGCAGGCGCGGCUCUCCGACCUCGCAGCGCUCAGAGCAAGCCUUGCCGCGCAGCAGGCUCGCCUCGAAGCGAAAAGCUCUGAAAGGACAUCUCCUGCACAGGCGGGGCCCAAAGUCCGCCGCCCGCUGUCUACAGAGGGCGCUGGCCUCUCGCCCGCGCGUCGCGCAGUCACGCUCAGGUCUUCGAGCGCUGGAGGCAUCCAAGGGGUUUCGAGCCGACGUCCCGGGAUGCUGGCCGUAUUGACUGCGCCGCUCUCGCCGCGCGCUCGAAGUCGAAAGCUGGCCUUCCAGCAGCUGCUCUCAGAUGACGUGCUCCACAAGAACCGGAGGUAG